CCUGGCCCAGAGUCCUCCCUCCCCUGGUGAUGACUGUCUCUGCCACCGUCUGCCCCUGCCCAGCCCUGACACCCAGAACCCCAACCAGUGGGUGGGCUGCAGGCUGGAACCCGCUGCCCCGAGUAACCAGGCAAACAGAACCCCGCCGGGUUCUCGGCCUCUUCUCUGGUUGGGCCACCUGUGCUCCUACUGCCACCCUCCUGGCCUGUCUGGGCUGGGUCCCCCAUUGCCCCAUGCAGCACCCCAAACCCUUCUAUGUCCCUGCAGCUCCCCAGGAAGGUUUCAGCCUCCAGAGUCUGGAGGGGGCUGAGGCACUGGGCAGCCAGCCCACUCCCACCUGCACCGAGCCGCCUCCUGCCGUGGGCUCCUUGAACCUCUACCAUCCCCCAGACCCAGAGAAAGAGGUGUUUCCGGCCCCUCCAGCAGGUUUCCAGAUGGCCCCGUGUGGGUGCUUCUUCGACCCCCGCAUCUAUCGGAUUGAGUGGACCACCCCUGACCUGGGCCAGUCGGCCCUGUACAAGCUGGCGGCAAGCAGCGGCGGGCCAGUGGGGGGCCCCUCUGCCCCAGGCAGCUACCUCCUGGAGCCGCAGCCCUACCUCAAGGCCCCGGGGCUGCCCCCAUACCCCCACUACCAGCCGGCACCGGGGGGGCCCCAGUUCCUCUUGCCCUACUUCCCGCCUGAGGGCCCCGGGCCAGAGGCUCUGGGCUUUGUGGGGGACGCAGGACCCGCCGCCUUCAUGGAGCUGCCCCUACCGCCACUGGAGGAAGGCCCGGCCCCGCCACCCCCUCCACCUCCCAAGGAGAACAAGCCACCUGUACUCAUCACGCUGCCUGCAGAGCCCACGUUGCCCCCAGACGCCUACAGCCACCUCCAGGGCCACCUCGGCCCCUUCCCUGGGCCCGAACCCCUGGCCUUCCCCGCCAAGGAGCUACAGGGCGGCGGGGCCCGACCUGGGGUGCCCCUGUACCCACCAGGCCUCAGCGAGCUCAAGGUGGCUGAGGCCAAGGAGGGGGCCCUCCUGGGAGCAGGCGAGGCCAAGGCCCCUGAGGCGGCCAGAGCUUUGGCACUGCCUGACAAGGUUCUGCUGGAGGACGCCAUGAAGCUCUUCGACUGUCUGCCAGGCGCCACUGAGCCUGAGGGUACCCUGUGCGAGGUCCCCGGGCCGGCCCUGCCUGACAGCAGUGGUGGGAACUCAGCCGAUGACAUCCGCUCGCUGCGCCUGCCCGAGGAGCUGCUGUCCUUCGACUACAGCGUGCCUGAGAUCCUGGACACCGUGUCCAACGUCGACUACUUCUUCAACUUCAAGGCGCUCAACGAGGAGCAACCGCCCCACCCGGGGGCCCCUGCCGCCAACACCCCAGCCCCCAGUGUGCCCGGCAAGAGAAAGGCCUCGACGGCCAAGAAGGGAAAGCCGGGAGGGAAGACCAGGCAGCCGGCAGGCCCAGCCAGCGCCACUUCCCCGGGGCCCAGGCAGGACCUGGGAGCUACCCCCCAUUAAAGCACAUUUGACCUUUCA
This is a messenger RNA of Rhinopithecus roxellana (golden snub-nosed monkey), 1517 nucleotides long. It is a transcript of the gene PRR22, whose product is annotated as proline rich 22. The coding region runs from base 30 to 1499 and encodes 489 amino acids. NCBI's taxonomy places the organism in Eukaryota, Metazoa, Chordata, Mammalia, Primates, Cercopithecidae. The record is from RefSeq and is a predicted model, not a curated record. The transcript has 3 exons.